Colletotrichum abscissum is the source of this 213-nucleotide messenger RNA. RefSeq lists its product as uncharacterized. The transcript has a single exon. Bases 1 to 213 code for a protein of 70 amino acids. The record is from RefSeq and is a predicted model, not a curated record. Lineage: Eukaryota; Fungi; Ascomycota; Sordariomycetes; Glomerellales; Glomerellaceae.
AUGCGCGGCUGGUGUGGUUAUCCGAAUUCCAAGAAGGACGGAGGAGUUCAGAGAAGAAUGGACGGCGAUGUGCGGAGUUGCGGUGCGGUGGUGGUCGAGUCGGAGGUUAUCGGCGCUGGUGUCAUCCGCUCAAUGGUUGUUGAGCCUCGUGAUCGUCGACAAGUACCCUUCCGUCAUCGAGUCACCUGGGUGGGCCAGCAGAAUGGACUGUGA